Molecule: messenger RNA, 1394 nt
Organism: Saprolegnia parasitica CBS 223.65
Lineage: Eukaryota; Oomycota; Saprolegniomycetes; Saprolegniales; Saprolegniaceae
Exons: 10
Coding region: 36-1358 (440 amino acids)
Cellular component (GO): endoplasmic reticulum
Molecular function (GO): mannosyltransferase activity
Source: RefSeq, a predicted model, not a curated record
GGACGCUGAAAACGACAAACAAGCACUUGGCAACGAUGGAGGAAUCGUCAAAGCACGUAGUCGUCCUCGUCCUCGGGGACAUUGGCCGCAGCCCACGCAUGCAGUACCACGCUAUCUCGCUCGCCGAGAUGCCGGACACGCGUGUCACCGUCGUGGGCUACGAGGGCGAGCGCUGUGUUCCACAGCUGCUCGCCAAGCCCAACAUCGCGUUGCGAACCUUUGCGCCCAUCGCCGUAUCGCGAAAGCUCUUUGUGCUUUCGGGGCCGCUCAAGGUGCUUCUUCAGCUGUUUCAACUGUUCUGGCUGAUGCUAUUUUGCGUCGGGUCGUUUGACGUGCUUCUCGUACAAAACCCGCCCACCAUCCCGACGUUGUAUGUGGGCUGGCUCUCGUGCAAGCUCAAGCGCGCCAAACUUGUCAUUGAUUGGCACAACAUGGGCUACACGGUGCUUGCGCUCUCGAUUGGCGGUGGACACGUGUUUGUCAAGAUCGCGCGGUGGUUCGAGCGGUUCUUUGGACGCCUCGCCGAUGGCCACUUUUGCGUGACAGAAGCGAUGCAAUCGUGGCUGCAAGACAACUGGGCCAUUUCCCCCGUAGUUUUAUACGACAAACCGCCUGCAUUCUUCCAGCCGACGCCAUUAGACGUCCAACAUGAUCUCUUGGUGCGCCUCGAUGACGCUUUUGCUGCCGCGGCCGACUUGGUGCCAACCAAGCCCAACGCUACGUGGCGCACCGAGCUCCAGGGAUCGUCGUCGUACAAGCUUCGCAGCGACCGCCCGGCGCUCGUUAUUAGUUCGACGAGCUGGACUGAAGACGAAGAUUUUGGUCUGCUCUUUGACGCGCUGGUGCGAUUUGAAGAAGUGGCCAAGGACCGCCGCGACAUCCCUAAUCUCGUUGUCGCCGUCACGGGCAAAGGGCCGCAGAAGGCUAUGUACUUGGAGCGCAUCGCGGCGCUCAAGUUUCAGCGGGUCCGCAUUGUGACGCUAUGGCUGGAAGCUAGCGACUACCCGUUGCUUCUGGGUGCCGCCGACCUCGGCAUAUGCCUCCACACGUCGACGUCCGGCUUGGAUCUGCCGAUGAAGGUUCUCGACAUGUUUGGUUGCCGUGUGCCAGUCUGCGCCGUGGGCUUCAAUUGCUUGAACGAACUCGUCAAGCACGACACUAAUGGUCUCGCCUUUCAGACGAGCGAAGAGUUGUGUGACCAACUCAUCGAGCUCUUGACCGCGUAUCCCAAGAACGAGACCCUGGCGCGAUACCGUGCCAACUUGUCGAACUUCGAGCACUGGCCGGAGAACUGGUCUAACCACGCUGCACCAGUGUUUGAUGCGCUCCUGGUCCCGCGCUGUGGCGAGGCAGAAUAGUUCAACUGUGUCUUUUGCAACGCAGCAAACUGUGCA